ACCACACAGCAUAACACAACCACUCUGUUUACAGCGAGACUGUGACAAAAAAUAAUCUUCCGCUCAACUGAAGGUGGAUUUUGUUCCUGUCUUUGACCUUUUGGGCAAACUUUAAAUACGUGCCUUGGAUCUCUUUUUUUUUUUUCUUCGCAAAAUGCAGACGCAACUCGUUGGUGUGGGUUUGGCAAUCCUCGGCUUUAUUGGCACCAUCCUCAUCUGCGGACUGCCUAUGUGGAAAGUGACGGCCUUCGUUGGGGCCAGCAUCAUCACCGCUCAGUACUUCUGGGAAGGUUUGUGGAUGAAUUGUGUGAUCCAGAGCACGGGACAGUUGCAGUGCAAGGCCUACGACUCCGUUCUGGCCUUACCGCAGGACCUGCAGGCAUCCAGGGCUCUGAUCUGCGUCUCCAUUGCUGUCGGCGUGGUGGCCCUGGGGCUCACUGUGGUCGGGGCCCGCUGCACUAACUUCUUCUCACGCGACAGGUUGGCUAAAGCUAAUAUCGGCCUGGCUGGAGGUUUGGUGUUUGUUUUGGCAGGGGUCCUGUGCAUUAUUCCCGUCAGUCUUUCGGCUUACAGCACCAUCACAGGUUUCUACAAUCCCUUGCCCACCUCUGGGAGGAGGGGAGAGCUCGGGGCUUCAAUAUAUGUGGGCUGGGCGUCUGGAGCUCUGCUGGUCAUUGGAGGAGGGGUGUUGUGUAGCACCUACAGAUGCUGAGCGUGUGGCGGCAAAAAACCAAGGAAACAUUUAAAGAUGUGCAUCAAUAUGAUAACUGUGACGGACAUUGUUUUAUUUUUCUUUCAAAUAGUAAAAUAUUGACAUUGUAUACUACAUAUAUGUCAUAUAUGUAAACUAUAUAAUAGUGUGGCACAGUGUUUGGGUAAAUUGUACCUGUACCAGGAACUGCAGCUAAGUGAAGAAUAUUAAAAUGAAGUCUGGUUUAGCCAAUAAUUGUAGGAUUGUGAUGUGUUUGGAUGUUAAUAUGAUUAAGAGAUAUAUAAUGCAACAUUAUUGUUUUAAUAUGUGUAGAGCACUUUAUGAAUGGAGCAAGAAAACACAAUUUGAAGACCUGGUAAGGAUCACUGGUGUCAUGUUAAAAUAAUAAUAUUAAACAGUAUUUUUGCUAGUGACUCUCCAACAACACAGUUUUACUUGUUACAGGCCCUUAAAACAGUUUUGAAGGUAAACAAAUGAAGAAGGACUGGAAACCCUGGAUAAGCGGUGGACAAUGAUUCGAUAAAUUAAUGUAAAUGCGAUGUUUCAGGUGUUAUUAUUAGAGUUUAUACUAUAAACUAAAGCAUAUAAUCUGAGAAAAGAUGUAAUCUCAUCAAAAUCCCUCCCAAAAUCAUCAUGUGGGUGAGCAACAAUAAGAGGACUAACUAAAUGACCACAGGUGUUUCAGAUUGAUUAUUAAAUCAAAGAUGGGACAUUAGGCAUUUGAAAGAGUUUAUAUUGUACACAAAACAUUUAAUCAGAGGAAAGCUCCAAUUUCCUCUGAUUAAAUGUUUUUGACACA
This is a messenger RNA of Pungitius pungitius (ninespine stickleback), 1511 nucleotides long. Its product is annotated as claudin-4-like. The coding region runs from base 155 to 712 and encodes 185 amino acids. Gene Ontology annotation, molecular function: structural molecule activity. The transcript has a single exon. NCBI's taxonomy places the organism in Eukaryota, Metazoa, Chordata, Actinopteri, Perciformes, Gasterosteidae. Gene Ontology annotation, cellular component: plasma membrane; bicellular tight junction. Gene Ontology annotation, biological process: cell adhesion; bicellular tight junction assembly. The record is from RefSeq and is a predicted model, not a curated record.